Molecule: messenger RNA, 3817 nt
Organism: Notothenia coriiceps (black rockcod)
Lineage: Eukaryota; Metazoa; Chordata; Actinopteri; Perciformes; Nototheniidae
Product: genetic suppressor element 1-like
Exons: 8
Coding region: 1-2034 (677 amino acids)
Source: RefSeq, a predicted model, not a curated record
AUGGCGGAUGGAAAUAAGAGGAGCCAAUCUUCUGAUGCCUUUAGUGACCUGUACAAACUAUCCAUACCAAAUCACCAUGAACCAGGAAGCCGGGACCUCCACCCUCACUUAGGCGCCCCUCCACCCCUCAUCUCCCCCAAACCUCCCCAGCCACCACGUGAACACCACCCUCCCACCACCCUGUGGAACCCUGCCUCUCUUAUAGACACCGCCUCAGAGUCCAGACGGAACCACGAGCCCUCAGGGAUGGGACACUACGAGCUCAGUCGGCUUCCCCCCGGGCACGCAAAAUAUGAGGACGGAGCGCGAAGGAGAGAAGGGGGAGUGAUGGAGAAGUACCCCCCACUGAGGGGUCCUCCGGGCCUGCCGGAACCCAGCACAUUCCUUGCUGAUCUGGAGAAAUCCACCCAGUCCUUUUUUAGCCAGCAGAGGGCAACCCUGUCCCUGCCCAGCCAAUAUGAAAUGGAGGGAGGCAUGAAGAGCAAUGCUGGACUGAAGAGCCUCCAGGGACACCCGGGGCACAGCAGACAUGGACAAGGGCUAGGAAUCCCCCCCGGGACAGGCAUGGGACAGGUAGCCAAUGUGGGGACGGGCCCAGAGACAAUGCUGAUCUAUGACGAAUACCUCCAGCAGCACCGGAGGCCUGUCAGCAAGUUAGACCUGGAGGAGAAGAGGAGAAAGGAGGCCAGGGAGAAAGGUUACUACUACGAGCUGGAUGACUCGUAUGACGAGAGUGAUGAAGAGGAGGUGAGAGCCCAUCUUAGGAGAGUAGCAGAGCAGCCGCCACUCAAACUGGAGGACUCCUCAGAGAAACUAGACUUCCUGGGAGUGUUUGGCCUGACCACAGUGGGCCGGCGCGAUGAGCUGGUGCAGCAGAAGAGGAGAAAAAGGAGGAGGAGGCUCAGGGAGCGCAGCCCCUCACCAUCUUGCUCGCAACCGAAACGCACUCCUCCGCCGGCGCCCCAACUCAGCACACGCUUCACCCCGGAGGACAUGAACCGAGCACCAGAGCUGGAGGAUAAGAAGCGAUUCCUCACCACGUUCAGUCUGUCCCACGUCACUGUGCAGCAGAGGAGAGAUUCUGCACUCGCCCAGCCUCCCUCUGAAUCAGAAGGCCAACACAGUGUCAGACCGCAGAGCCCCUCCUCAUAUCGCCCAGCGUCCCCCAAUGGUCACCCAAAACCCCUUGGGGAGACAUUAAGACCAAAGGAACCCCCUUCUCCAGCUGUCUACCCUGACAAGGCCCGGGGGCCCGGUGAGGGGCCGGUCUCUAAGAGGAGCUCCAGCCUGCUGAACAGCUUGCGCCCCCCCCUUCCCCUGCAGGCUAAAGAGGGUCCUCACAGCGUCAACGGGCGCACUAAACCCUGGGACAGCUUCACCCCGGAGGAAUUUGCCCAGCAGUUCCACGAAUCUGUGCUUCAGUCCACUCAGAAGGCUCUGCAGAAACAUAAAGGUGGAGCCGCGGGGAUGUCGGAGUCGUCCCACCUGCAGGAGUCCUCGGUCCACUACAACAUUCCGGAGCUUCAGAGCGCUCCUGGACGGCCGCCGCAGCAUUCACAAUCUCACUCCAACGCACAUCCAUUUCCCCACCCGCUCUCACACGCUCACCCUCAGCCCAACGGGCAGCACUUCUCUGCAGGCCUCCACCGGGAGGCCUCGGGGGCGAGGGAGGACCUGUCGGGUCCAGAGGACUCUGAGGAGGACCAGGAGGAGGAGGAAGAGGAGGCUCCCGUUUCCAAGUGGCAGGGGAUUGAGUCCAUAUUUGAAGCUUAUCAGGAAUAUGUUGAAGAGCAAGGUUUGGAGCGACACGUGUUGCAGAGCCAGUGUCGAAGACUAGAAGCUCAGAACUACAACCUCAGCCUGACCGCUGAGCAGCUAUCUCAUAACAUGGGGGAGCUGAUGUCCCAGAGGCAGAAGCUGGCAGUGGAAAGGGAGAAGCUCCAAGCCGAGCUGGAGCACUUCAGGAAGUGUUUGACGCUGCCACAGACACACUGGCCGAGAGGCGGCCAUUACAAGGGCUACCCUCCCAGGUGACCCCGACCCGCCGCCCUGAUGGCCCCCCGCCAUCCCCCUUCAGACUGAUACCCAGAGUUUAUUUUUCAUGGCCUGAUCCACAUGGUUCCAAGGAGGAGAAUAAGACUGGCUGGAUAAGAUGAAUGAAUGAAUUGAGUGAAUGGAUGAGUGGUGGAUGAACGCACAGCAGACAGGACAGUGAAGGACGGUGGCCAGGGACUGUGCCACUACCGUGUGCCAAUGUAGCCAACCCAGAGAGCAUGGGCCAGGAGCACCUGAAGAUCACCCAUAAUGCACCUGCUUGUCACUCUUCAGCCCCCUGCUGCUCUAUUGUUAAGUCCCUGCAUCCCUCCCGCCACAGCUACACAGACAAUCCUGCCAAUGAGGGGCCGCGGCCCCAGGGGGGGUGUCGUCCAGAGACUCGAACGCUUCGAAGGCUUCUGGCCAGUCGGGACUGAUCUUAUCACAGUGGCCACAUGAGCUUUUGAACUGGAAAUGCACUUAAGAAUAAAAGCUGAAGAACUACCUGGUGGUACUGUGUUACAACAAAGAACUGUUGGAAUUAGGGAAGAACUUAGAGAAUGCACAUUUUUUGGAAAGAAUUAAGGAAAUGUUUUAUUUCAAAAUAGAAAAUUUGAGAAUAAGAAUUCUAAAAGGUGCUUCAGCCUUGUAUUGUAUAUAAUAUGAAGACUUAAAAGAAUUUUGUAUGUUUUUAUUACUUUAAUCAUUGUUCUUUUAAAGAAAAAAAGCCUGCCAUUUUUAUAUGUUUAUGCUUUUUUGGGUUGGAAAAGAAAGCCUUGCUUUUAGUGUUUGUACUGCUGCUGGCCAGAACAGCUCAUUUUGAGACAUUUAACAGUGAGAGAGAGAACAGGAUAUAUUCCUCCUCUCACUCUCCUCACCCAACCACAGCGUCCGAGCUCAGCAGAGCUCACUGAGGUCUUGAGAAAUGGCACCCACCUUCUCACCCCUCCCUUCACAGUAACAUGUCACCCAGCAUCCACUCCUCUGCUCAGCGUCACUGCUGCUGGCAGGACUAGUUAGCUAAUGAUGUUCUCAUACUGAAACCAGAUGAAACCCACAGCGACAGUUUUUCUUUUUUGACUUUGGUCACUUGACAUACUUGAUUUUGUAAAGACAUGAAGAGUCUCUUAAGCAGCCAGCUGAUGAAACUGGUUAUUAUUGCUUUAUCCUACCGUUGGACCUUUCACUCCACACUCUGACAUUAUAUUGCAUUAGACUCCAACAAUAUCACGGUUUGCAUAAUGUUUUGCCUUACAAGCCCUUAUCAGCAGCCAUGAGAGGACAUGGUGCCAAAAUUAAAUAAACUGAAUCAUUUUGGAUUGUUCAUUUGUAUUUGAGUUUCAAUAAGGUAGCCAAACGUUCAAAACAGAAUGGCCAUCUUCCUCUGCAGUUGCCAACACAUUUUAAAAAAAGCCUUGAAAUCACACUAGAAUAAAACUUGAUAAAAUAUAAAGGUGUAUUUAGCCGUCCCCAUGUACAACCUGCCCACAGUUCAUCCCCGGAUUCAGCCAAACGUUUUCCUGACUUCCUCCAAUUAAAAGUGGCAUUGAUCAUUGUUUUGAAUUUAAAACGCUGCACAAGCUAUUGUGGUGGGAAAGUUGGUGUCAGAAUGGGGGCAUUCAAUACUUCAAAGUAAAUCUUGAUUCACUUUUUCAAAUGUGCAAAAUAACUAAUUUAUAAAGACAAAAGCACAGCCACCCCUACAUACAGCAUAUUAAAUACAAGUGCCUCAAGAAGUUGGGAGCAUGUGAAUGAGUUGCAGUCCACAUGAUGUUAAUUCUAC